AUGUUUUCAAGACUUGCACUGAGGAAGUUUUCGAUUCACGUUAAGACCACUCAUAAGGUGAACCCAUUCGUUUACAUGGAUAUAUCUAUUGAUAACCAGCACCAAGGAAGGAUUACUUAUGAGCUGUUCAACAAGCAUGUCCCAAGAACUUCCAAAAAUUUCUUGGAGCUUUGAAGAGGAGACAAGGAAAAGUUGACUUACAAGAACUCUCCAUUCCAUCGUAUAAUCCCAGGUCUUUUGAUCCAAGGAGGAGAUAUUGUCAACUUAGAUGGAACUGGUGGCACAUCAAUUUAUGGAGAUACUUUCUACGAUGAGAACUAUACCUUCCGUCAUGAAGGCCCUGGAUACUUAUCAAUGGCAAACAACGGGGUUGAUACCAACUCAUCUCAAUUCUUUAUCACUACUGAAGCAGCUCCAUUUUACGACUACAAAAAUGUAGUAUUCGGAAGAGUCACUGACGGCAUGGACCUUGUUGAAGAGAUCGAAACUUAUGGAAACACCAAUGGAAGCGUCAAUGCUGAUAUAAGAAUCUCAGACUGUGGAGUCUUGAGUGAAUAA
Moneuplotes crassus is the source of this 558-nucleotide messenger RNA. The record is from the annotation of a GenBank genome assembly. Lineage: Eukaryota; Ciliophora; Spirotrichea; Euplotida; Euplotidae.